AUGGCUGGCGGUAUUGCGAUCCUCCCUGGCGGCGGCGCCGACGACACGCCCACGGAAGGCUCCCGCUCGUACGCGAUCGUCGUCUGCGUCUUUGCGUCCCUCGGCGGUAUCUUCUUCGGCUACGAUCAAGGCGUCACAGGCGGUGUCCUGGUCAUGGACUCGUUCCUCAACGACUUUUGCAUCGGCUACGAUGGCAACACGGGCGCGCAGUGUCGCGCCUCGUCGUCCGACCUCCCGGACAACUGGUCGACGUUCACGACGCUCUUCAACGUGCUCUACUACAUGGGCUGCAUCGUCGGUGCGUACCUUGGCGGCUACAUCGCCGACAAGUACGGCCGUCGUGCGACCAUCUUCUCCGCUGGUGUCCUCUUCUGCGUCGGCACGCUCAUGCUCGUCCUCACCAACAAGAUGGGCCACACGCUCGCCUUGAUCGCGCGCAUUAUCCAAGGCUUUGGCGUUGGCAACUCGUCCUUCUCGCUGCCCAUUUUUGGUGCCGAGAUGGCACCGAAGGAGCUCCGUGGUAUGCUUUCUGGCUUCAUGCAAAUGUCGAUCGUCACCGGUCUCCUCCUCGCCGGUAUCAUCAACUAUGUCGUCCAGUACGAUGAGCACGGUUGGCGCGUCACGAACGCCGUUGCGAUGGCUUUCCCGGUCGUCGUCAUGGCCGGUAUCUUUUGUGUGCCCGAGUCGCCGCGCUGGAUGUACAAAGCCAAGGGCCGCGCCCAAGCCGAGACUGCCCUCAAGCGACUUCGUCGUACCGAGAACGUCGGUGCCGAGCUCCAGGCCAUCGGUGACGCCAUUGAAGAAGAAGGCGACAACACGUCGACGUGGGCUGACCUUUGGCACCCGUCCAUCCGCCCUCGCCUCCUCAUCGCUUGCUCGCUCCAGCUCCUCCAGCAAGCCACCGGCAUUAACCCGAUCUUCACGUACGGCGGUCAGAUUUUCAAGGAUGUUGUCGGCGACGGUAUCGUGUCGCUCCUCAUCUUCCAGAUCGUCAACUUCCUCUCGACGAUCCCAGCCAUGUAUUGGGUCGACAAGGUCGGUCGCCGCAAGCUCCUCCUCGUCGGCGCUGCUGGCAUGGUUAUCGGUCACUUGGUCUCUGCCAUCUCGUUCACGGCGGGUUGCAAGGGCGACACGAGCAAGUCGGACUGCUCGACGGGCGCGGGCUGGACGAUGAUUGUGUUUACGGCCUUCUUCAUCUUCAACUUUGCCAUUUCGUGGGGUCCCGUGUGCUGGAUCUACCCGGCCGAGAUCUUCCCCAUGAACGUGCGCGCCAAGGCGGUGUCGGCGUCGACGAUGACCAACUGGUGCAUGGGUUCGCUCAUGAUUGGCAUCCCCAAACUCUUCCCGUACCUCAACAUCAACGGCGUCUUCUUCCUCUUCACGGCGCUCUGCGCGCUCGCCGGAGUCUACGUCUGGUUCAAGUGCCCCGAGACCAAGGGCCUCCUUCUCGAAGACAUUGAGCUCCUCUUCGGCAACGGCGCGCCGGUCUGUACCCAGAAGAGCGUCGACAUCGAGACGCCCAAGCGCGAUGAAGCGUAAACUGUUUUGUAUGAACAGCACAACUACUGGGGCAAGUAGUUGGUUACAUGAAUAAAAUGUGUACAUUGUGGAA
This is a messenger RNA of Saprolegnia parasitica CBS 223.65, 1612 nucleotides long. RefSeq lists its product as hypothetical. Gene Ontology annotation, cellular component: membrane. The record is from RefSeq and is a predicted model, not a curated record. The coding region runs from base 1 to 1539 and encodes 512 amino acids. Lineage: Eukaryota; Oomycota; Saprolegniomycetes; Saprolegniales; Saprolegniaceae. The transcript has a single exon. Gene Ontology annotation, molecular function: carbohydrate:proton symporter activity. Gene Ontology annotation, biological process: transmembrane transport; carbohydrate transport.